UUUGUGUGUUUUAGAGUGAUAGCAAGUCAAGUCAUUCCACUAGAUUUGCUUUGAAAUAAUUUGGUUGAACACAAGUUUAGUUUGCACAUCCAACUGUUAAUAGAUAAUCCACAGUGUACACUUGCACUUUGCCUCUCCAAAUAUAGGGAACAAGGCAGUCAGUACUUUUUUCUUUACUUGGCAUCUGUUGGUAAGUUAAAAUGCAACAAAGCUAUCUACAUGUUACAAAUACAAUGUUUUUCUCUGGCAGAACAUACUGUUAAACCUGAUCAUUCAGCAUGUAUUAUGGGUUUCUUGGAUUUUUAAAAGUUUUUGCUGAGUUAAUCGCCUUAUUUACAUUUUUAUAAGGGAUUUGUUUCAUGGUAGUAAUAUUGAUACGGAGAGUUUAAUUUGCAUUUUAUCUCUUCUGAUCAAACAGAAAUUAAGACCUUAUAAUGGAGUUCAGAGUGCUCUUCUUUCUGAUAUAUGCUUCCACCUUCAAAUCUGCCAUUCAAGCUCAGGACCUCCAAGCUCCAAACAUCACUGAUCUGGCCUUUAAAAACACUGACUUUGCCUUGAACCUUUACAGAAAGAUUUCAAGUCGCCAUGAUGACAACAUCUUCUUCUCACCAUUGAGUAUUUCCACAGCAUUCGCUGCCUUGUCUCUGGGUGCCAAGGGCUCAACUCUCAGCCAGAUCUUGUCGGGGCUGAUUGUGGACACACUGGCACAAAAUGAGCAGCCUGAGCUCAUUGCCCAGCUCUUCAGUCACCUCCAGGGCAACAUCACCCAGAACAGAGCACUACAGCUAGAACAGGGAAUAGCACUCUUUGUGGACCAGCAUUUCCAGGUAGAAUGGGAGUUUAGUGAUCAGAUCAUGAAAUACUUUGAUGCUGACAUUGAGAAUGUGGACUUUAGGCAGACAGAAAUCAGUAAGGAGACCAUUAAUAAGCAUGUGAGGAAGAAGACUGGGGAUAAAGUAAAGGAGUUGGUGACUAGCAUUGAUCCACUGACUCAAAUGAUGCUGACCAGUACUAUUUUCUUUCAGGGUGCUUGGGAGCAUCCUUUUGACCCUAACCAGACUCGUAGCAGUCGCUUUUAUGUGGACAAGUACAACAUUGUCCAAGUUCCCAUGAUGCUCAUUAUAGAUAAGUUCUACAUUGCCACUGAUGAUGAACUUGGAGCAAAGGUGUUGCGUCUGCCUUAUCGGGGAGGUGCAUCUCUGCUCAUUGUUCUACCGGACAGCCAUACUGAUUACAGCAUAAUAGAUGAUGAGAUAAAUGCUGCUAGAGUUCAGAGCUGGAUCAAGAAUAUGGAAAAAAUAAAAGUGGAGGUACACCUGCCCAAAUUCAAGAUGGAACACUCAUACUCCAUGCAUAAGAUUCUCCCGGCCUUGGGUAUUGAAAAUGUCUUCAAAAAUACAGCCAACCUGACAGGCAUAAGCCAAGAGGUUGGUCUGAAAGUCUCCCAGGUUCUGCACAAAGCACUGAUCAAGGUGGAUGAGAGAGGCACCAUAGCUGCAGCAGCGACAAGUGUUGGAAUUAUGGGUUACUCUAUGCCACACACCUUUUUUGUGGACAGGCCUUUCUUCUUUUUGAUAUAUCAUGAAAAAACUGAGAGUCUUUUGUUUAUGGGUAGGGUGAUAGAUCCCACUAAAUGAAAUGAAUCAGCCUCUGUGUGAUGGAAAAUGAUUUGCCCAUGUUGACCUCUGUCUUCUGAGUGAAAAUAAUAAUAAUUUUAUUAAAUAAUGGUCAUCUAUUAUAUUAUAUAUUAUGACCUUUCAUUAUAUAAUUGUUUUAUGUAGUAUUAUUUGAUAUUGUGAUUUUCUGUAUGUAUAUGUAUGAAUCUGCAGUUUAAGCAACAAGGUGUGUACAGACAAUGGAUUUUCGCAUGCAUUAAAA
Electrophorus electricus (electric eel) is the source of this 1878-nucleotide messenger RNA. It is a transcript of the gene serpina10b, whose product is annotated as serpin peptidase inhibitor, clade A (alpha-1 antiproteinase, antitrypsin), member 10b. NCBI's taxonomy places the organism in Eukaryota, Metazoa, Chordata, Actinopteri, Gymnotiformes, Gymnotidae. Gene Ontology annotation, molecular function: serine-type endopeptidase inhibitor activity. Gene Ontology annotation, biological process: blood coagulation. The record is from RefSeq and is a predicted model, not a curated record.